AUGGAUGUCACCGAAGAGAAGAUGGCGCAUGCUUCCACACCCGAAGAGGGCAAAGAAGUAAGGAAACACGUGGAGCAGCGUGCCAUUCCGCCGAAGAUGCGCAAGCUUCACGAUUCAGCCGUCACCUUUCAGGAGUACCAGCAUUACGCGAGCCUCACACGCGCCGAUCAAGACCAGAUGCCGAAGUCGACAGCUGGGAAGAAUCUACUUUUCUAUUUGAUUCCUAAUUUGCAAAAUGUAGGGAUAGAGAAAUACGAGUUGACCAAGGUCAACACGUCCGAUGACGCACAGCGCAUGAACAUUACUGAUGAAGAAUGGAUCAAUGCCUCUCGGGCAUUACGCACGGCCAGCUCUGGUGCUGUCUUUUAUCUCAUCACAACGGAUAUUUUCGGGCCAUUCGGCUUACCCUACGCUUUUGCAACAACUGGCUGGGGGCCUGGCACGGCUCUCUAUACGGUGUUCGGCGCCAUGGCAGGUUUCUCUGGGUAUUUGUUGUGGGAUUGUUUUAUGGGCGUCGAUUCGUACGAGUUUCCGGUCAAGUCCUUUGGAGAUCUAGGUUACCGUAUAUAUGGAGCAUGGGCGCGAUACAUGUUGAACGGCCUCCAGGCCAUCCAGCUGCUGUGUAAUGUCGGCGCGAUUGUUAUCUCGAACGGACUAGCGUUGUCGGAGGUGUCUGAAUUUAGACUAUGCUAUGCUAUCUGCUGCCUGGUGUGGGCCCUGGCAGGAUUUGUUUUUGGCCAAAUCCGGACAUUGCAGCGAUUCUCCUGGCUCGCAAACCUGGCUGUUUUCAUCAACCUCCUAGUCAUUUUUGUGACGAUGGGAGGAGCAGCCCAUUCGCCCCCGCUCUACUCCGCCGUUGCCAGCUCUGCGGGUGCUACUAUAUACCCAAACCUGGUGGAUCAAGUCAACAAUGGAAACCCUCCUCCUGUGAUGCAUAGUGGGGGCUUGCCAAAUCCAGCGAAGUUUGCUGCUUCAUUGAACGGUGCAAUGCAAGCCGUGUAUUCAUACGGUGGGUCGAUGAUCUUUCCCGAAUUUCUGGCUGAGGUCAGGCGCCCACGCGAUUUCUUGAAAGGUAUGUGGGGUGCACAGCUCUUCAUCUACCUCGUAUACAUGAUGUACGGCCUCUACAUGUAUGGCUUUCAGGGUCAGUAUAUUCAGAAUCCGUCGUACUUGGGAAUCUCCGCGCAUCAGGUACAGACAGCUGGGAAUUCUCUGGCCAUUGUGUCGGCUUUGAUUGCCGCCAUUCUGUAUGGUAAUAUUGGCAUCAAAGUGUUUUACAAUAACAUCUUGGUUGAAUUCUUCCAUGCGCCUCCGAUUUUCCUUAAGAAGGGCAAGCUGUUAUGGUUGUUCGUUGUUCCAAUCUACUGGUCCAUUGCAUUUAUCAUCGCUGCCGCUAUUCCCGAUUUCUCAGGUUUUACGGGCAUCGUAGCGGCUACGUGCAUCCUCAAUUUCACUUACACUUUUCCACCGUUGCUGCACAUCGGUUACCAAACUCUCCGCAAUGCUGGGCGUGGAGAAGCAGGUUUUGACCCGGUGACCGGCGAAGUACUUGCAAAUGAUCAAGGACUGAAGCGAUUGAUCCGUGGAUUCUUUGGCGACCGUUGGUGGUUGAAUGUCUUCAAUCUUCUCUACAUGCUUGGUGCUUUGGCGUUGUGUGGCCUGGGCACCUGGGCCUCUGCUGAAAAUCUUAUUGAGGCCUUCGCAACGCCCCAAAUUAAUGCAUUCAGUUGCAGGUCGCCGCUCCAAUGA
Messenger RNA from Histoplasma capsulatum G186AR, 1749 nucleotides. RefSeq lists its product as uncharacterized. Gene Ontology annotation, cellular component: vacuolar membrane. Bases 1 to 1749 code for a protein of 582 amino acids. NCBI's taxonomy places the organism in Eukaryota, Fungi, Ascomycota, Eurotiomycetes, Onygenales, Ajellomycetaceae. Gene Ontology annotation, molecular function: amino acid transmembrane transporter activity. Gene Ontology annotation, biological process: amino acid transmembrane transport. The record is from RefSeq and is a predicted model, not a curated record. The transcript has 4 exons.